AUGACCGAUAGGACCGACUUUGUCCCUAGCCACGCCGGUGACCGGGUAUUACCUGCAGAUCCUUUGUUCACGCGUCUGCUUGCCCUGGCACAUCGUUCUAGACAGCGCACUGUCAUCCGAGAUGUGAACACAAAAGUCGAGAAGACAUCGGCUGAGCUUUUGAGUGAUGUCCUGAAUCUGAGACGUGUGCUGAGAGCGUCCCUUGCCCAAGACACCUUGGACGACCUCCAGCAUGGCAAGGAGGUUUACAUCAGUAUCGUUGCUCCUGGCGGGUAUGAGUUCACUGUCGCCAUACUUGCGGUACUGUCGCUUGGGGCAGGUGCCAGUCCUUUCAGCCCACUAAUGCCCGUCAAUGAAUCGACCUACUACGUUAACAAGGCUCGGACGGUGGCAAUCAUGGUUGCGACUACAUCCCUUGCCUUGGGAGAUGCUCUCGCCAAAGAGAUUCGCAAAACCACGAAUAAGGACUUUGUUGCAGUUCCUAUACAGUCGUACAAGGACGGACCUUUCAUUGAUCCGCGAUCAGUGUCGGUAUCGUCAAAUCGUUAUGUUGAUCUCAAUGGGCCCGGUAUCAUCAUCUUCACUUCGGGCACAACUGGACCGCCCAAAGGUGCCGUACUUCGCAAGGCGGCUAUCACAGAUGGAGCCUUGACUUUUGCCCAGCAGCUGGGCCUAACUGAACAAGACACAUCAUUGCACCUCCUACCCGUCCACCAUGCGACCGGCAUCUGGGUAGGCUUCUUUCCCUUUAUCUUGACUGGAGCAUGUCUCGAAUUCCGCUCGGGCAGUUUCGACCCUAAGUGGACGUGGGAUAGAUUCAGACAAGGCGGCAUCACUUUGUUCUCAGGCGUACCCACCAUCUAUAUGCGAAUGAUGCGCUUUUGGCAGGAAACCAUAGCGAAGCUCCCCGAGAAAGAACGACAGCAGUACAAGUUCGGAAUCAACAGUAUCCGCUUAUGUAUAUGUGGAACAUCAGCCCUGCCACAGCCGAUCGAGCAAUUCUGGGCUCAACUACGCGACGGCAGAAGAAUCGUUCAGCGUUAUGGCUCCACAGAGACAGGUGUCGUCUUCAACAUGCCUUUCGAAGGCGGCUCUGAUGUGCCUGACGGGUCCGUCGGCGAGUUGACCCUCGGCCUGGACGUCAAGCUUUCUGAAGGUGACGAGGGCGAGGUUUUGGUGAAGAACUUCAUUAUGUUUUCAAAGUACCUUCAUGAUGCAGAUGCUACUAGAAAUGCGCACAACGAGGAAGGCUAUUACAAAACUGGAGACAUCGCUAGAAGGGAGGGGAAGUAUUAUUUCAUUACCGGUCGUGCCUCUGUGGACAUCAUCAAGUCAGGAGGCUACAAGAUCUCGGCCCUCGAUAUCGAAAGAGAGCUGCUAUCAUUGCCAUACAUCGCUGAAGCAAUGGUGGUUGGUGUGCCAGACGAUGAGUUUGGCCAGCGAGUCGCAGCAGUUGUUACGCUGAGGAAUGACGAGAUUGCUCAGAAGUUCUAUCGCGAGCAGGGCAGAGAUCCGGCGAAUCUCAACAUAGACGAUCUCAGGGCCGAUGCUCGAGAUCGCCUCGCUGGUUAUAAGUUACCAACUUUGCUGAGAAUCUCCAAAGACGAGAUACCGAAAAGUCCUACUGGGAAGGUCGUCAAGAAGACUCUUGGUCCUCAAUACUUCGUCCCGGGCAAGUAUUUCGAUGACCCAGAGGUUCAGGUCUGGAGCAGCAAGAAACCUGCUCUUCAGUCAAAACUCUAA
Messenger RNA from Cyphellophora europaea CBS 101466, 1743 nucleotides. RefSeq lists its product as uncharacterized. The coding region runs from base 1 to 1743 and encodes 580 amino acids. The record is from RefSeq and is a predicted model, not a curated record. Gene Ontology annotation, biological process: fatty acid metabolic process. The transcript has a single exon. Gene Ontology annotation, molecular function: medium-chain fatty acid-CoA ligase activity. NCBI's taxonomy places the organism in Eukaryota, Fungi, Ascomycota, Eurotiomycetes, Chaetothyriales, Cyphellophoraceae.